CGGUGCGCGGAUUGGCCGGCGCGCGCGGGGGCCGCGUCAGCGCCCGCGAGCCCAUUCAUCUGUGCACUUGGGCGUUGGACCCCGCAUCUUAUUAGCAACCAGGGAGAUUUCUCCAUUUUCCUCUUGUCUACAUUGCGGCUACAAAUCUGGGAUUUUUUUAUUACUUCUUUUUUUUAAAAAACUACACUUGGGCUCCUUUUUUUGUGCUCGACUUUUCCUCCCUUUUUCCCUCCCUCCUGCGCUGCUGCUUUUUUAUCUCUUCGACUUAAAUUUUUUUAUCCGGAGUGUAUUUAAUCGGUUCUGUUCUGUCCUCUUCACCACCCCCACUCCCCCCUCCCUCCGGUGUGUGUGCUGCUGCCGCCGCCGCUGCUGCCGCCGCCGCUGCUACUGCCGCUCGCCCCGUCGUUACACCAACCGGAGGCUCUUUGUUCCCCCCUUGGAUCUGUUGAGUUUCUUUGUUGAAGAAGCCAGCAUGGGUGCCCAGUUCUCCAAGACCGCUGCGAAGGGAGAAGCCACCGCGGAGAGGCCCGGGGAGGCGGCUGUGGCCUCGUCGCCUUCCAAAGCGAACGGGCAGGAAAAUGGCCACGUGAAGGUAAACGGCGACGCUUCUCCCGCGGCCGCCGAGCCGGGCGCCAAGGAGGAGCUGCAGGCCAACGGCAGCGCCCCGGCCGCCGACAAGGAGGAGCCCGCGGGCGCCGGGAGCGGGGCGGCGUCGCCCGCCGCGGCCGAGAAGGAGGAGCCGGCCGCCGCCGCCGCCCCCGAGGCCGGGGCCAGCCCGGCGGAGAAGGAGGCUCCCGCCGAGGGCGAGGCCGCCGAGCCCGGCUCGCCCUCGGCCGCGGAGGGGGAGGCCGCGUCGGCCGCCUCCUCGACGUCUUCGCCCAAGGCGGAGGACGGGGCCACGCCCUCGCCCAGCAACGAGACCCCGAAAAAAAAAAAGAAGCGCUUUUCCUUCAAGAAGUCUUUCAAGCUGAGCGGCUUCUCCUUCAAGAAGAACAAGAAGGAAGCGGGAGAGGGCGGGGAGGCCGAGGGCGCAGCCGGCGCCUCCGCCGAAGGCGGCAAGGACGAGGCCUCCGGGAGCGCCGCUGCGGCCGCCGCAGAGGCGGGCGCGGCCUCCGGGGAGCAGGCGGCCGCGGCGCCGGGCGAGGAGGCCGCGGCGGGUGAGGAGGGGGCGGCGGGCGGCGACCCGCAGGAGGCCAAGCCCGAAGAGGCCGCCGUCGCGCCCGAGAAGCCAGCCGCCAGCGAGGAGGCCAAGCCCCCCGAGGAGCCCAGCAAGGCCGAGGAGAAGGCCGAGGAGGCCGGGGCCAGCGCCGCUGCCUGCGAGGCGCCCUCAGCCGCCGGGCCCGGUGCGCCCCCGGAGCAGGAGGCGGCGCCCGCGGAGGAGGCGGCGGCCGCGACAGCCUCGUCAGCCUGCGCAGCCCCGUCACAGGAGGCCCAGCCCGAGUGCAGUCCAGAAGCCCCCCCAGCGGAGGCGGCAGAGUAAAAGGGCCCGAGUUUUGAGAUAAUCGAAGAACUUUUCUCCCCCUCCCCCCCCCCCCGUUUGUUUGUUGGAGUGGUGCCAGGUACUGGUUUUGGAGAACUUGUCUACAACCAGGGAUUGAUUUUAAAGAUGUCUUUUUUUUAUUUUCCUUUUCUUUUUAAGCAACAAAUUUUGUUCCCCCACCCCCUCCUCCCCCCACAGAUCCCAUCUCAGAUCAUUCUGUUACCACCAUUCCAACAGGUCGAGGAGAGCUUAAACACCUUCCUCUGCCUUGUUUCUCUUUUGUUUUUAUUUUUUGCAUCAGUAUUAAUGUUUUUUGCAUACUUUGCAUCUUUAUUCAAAAAUGUAAACUUUCUUUGUCAAUCUAUGGACAUGCCCAUAUAUGAAGGAGAUGGGUGGGUCAAAAGGGAUAUCAGAUGAAGUGAUAGGGGCCACGAUGGGGAAGUUUAAGUGGUGCGUGACAUUGCCAAGAGUAACGUACCGCUAGAAAUAAAUGAUGGUGUAAAGGCUUAGUCUUUUUCUUUUUUUUUUAAAGAAAAGUUAUUACGAUGUAUUUUGUGAGGCAGGUUUACAACACUACAAGUCUUGACUAAGAAGGAAAGAGAAGAAAAAAAAAACACCAAUACCCAGAUUUUAAAAAAGAUCAUAGUCUUAGGAGUUCAUUUAAACCAUAGGAACUUUUCACUUAUCUCAUGUUAGCUGUACCAGUCAGUGAUUAAGUAGAACUACAAGUUGUAUAGGCUUUAUUGUUUAUUGCUGGUUUAUGACCUUAAUAAAGUGUAAUUAUGUAUUACCAGCAGGGUGUUUUUAACUGUGACUAUUGUAUAAAAACAAAUCUUGAUAUCCAGAAGCACAUGAAGUUUGCAACUUUCCACCCUGCCCAUUUUUGUAAAACUGCAGUCAUCUUGGACCUUUUAAACACAAAUUUUAAACUCAACCAAGCUGUGAUAAGUGGAAUGGUUACUGUUUAUACUGUGGUAUGUUUUUGAUUACAGCAGACAAUGCUUUCUUUUCCAGUCGUCUUUGAGAAUAAAGGAAAAAAAUCUUCAGAUGCAAUGGUUUUGUGUAGCAUCUUGUCUAUCAUGUUUUGUAAAUACUGGAGAAGCUUUGACCAAUUUGACUUAGAGAUGGAAUGUAACUUUGCUUACAAAAAUUGCUAUUAAACUCCUGCUUAAGGUGUUCUAAUUUUCUGUGAGCACACUAAAAGCGAAAAAUAAAUGUGAAUAAAAUGUA
Molecule: messenger RNA, 2710 nt
Organism: Felis catus (domestic cat)
Lineage: Eukaryota; Metazoa; Chordata; Mammalia; Carnivora; Felidae
Gene: MARCKS
Product: myristoylated alanine rich protein kinase C substrate
Exons: 2
Coding region: 473-1480 (335 amino acids)
Biological process (GO): central nervous system development; actin filament organization
Cellular component (GO): plasma membrane; actin filament bundle; cytoplasm
Molecular function (GO): actin filament binding; calmodulin binding
Source: RefSeq, a predicted model, not a curated record